ACUGUACUAUCCUGAAAAGCAUUACCAGUACUUUCCCUUUGCUUUUGUUUACAUAUGUUAAUUCUUCAUUAUUCAUGAGAUGUAUGCAGCUUAAAAUGGUUUUUUCCAAAAAGCAUUUUAUUUGGUAUCUCGCCAAUGGACUAUUACUUCUACUUAUGGGUUAUUAUGCUUUUAUUACCCCUUAUACAAAAGUCGAAGAGUCCUUUUCAAUGCAGGCCAUUCAUGAUAUUCAAACAUAUAAACUAGGUCUUUCAAAGUACGAUCAUCAAAAAUUCCCAGGGUCUGUCAAAAGGAGUUUUAUUCCUAGCCUAUUCAUAGCACUUAUUUCCUAUUUGCCUGCUAAACACUUUUCUUCCCUUCUGGCAGUACGAUGGACGAUCGGCUUUCUUUCUUGUGAAAGUUUUAUGGCUGUAGCAAAAGCAUUAAGAAAACGUUUUGGGUUCUUUGCCGGUAUCUCAUUUAUCUUAAUAACGGCCGGUCAAUUUCAUCUCAUAUACUACAUGUCACGACCACUACCCAAUGUUUAUGGGCUCAUGUUUACAAACGCCGCUCUAGGUUUUCUUUUGAAUGGUAAGUACUAUAAAUCCAUCUCAGUCUUGGCGUUUGCUGCUGUCGUUAUCCGCUCUGAGAUCUUUCUACUUUUAAGUGUGCUAUCCUUAUCCCUUCUUGGUCAACGCAGAAUUCAUAUUGGUCGACUUUUUCUCAUUGGUGUCUUAUCUUCCGUAACUGCCCUAUCUUUUACGGUUUUCAUUGAUUCCUGGUUUUGGGGAACUUGGUGCUGGCCCGAACUGCAAGCAUUCGUUUUUAAUGUCUUGGAAGGAAAGUCCUCAGAGUGGGGAACAAGUCCAUUCUACUACUAUUUCAAAAGAAUUCCUUGGAUUAUGAUGAAUCCGACCCUAUUUGUGUUUGGUCUCGUAUCUUUCCUUACUGUUCGUUCGUCAAGAAUUCUCCUUUACGUUCCUUUUGCUUUCGUCUUCAUUUUUUCAUUUUUAAAACAUAAAGAAUGGCGAUUUAUCAGUUAUAUCAUUCCAUGGAUUGAUUCAUCCUGUGCAGUUGGUUUCUCACGUUUGAUGCAAUUGAACGGUCAAAACAAAAUGAAUAAUAAUAUCAGGAAGCUAGCUAUCAUUGCAAUUUUUUUUGGCUUUUCUUUUGGAAUUUUUGCAAGUUCUCUAUUACUGAAAGUUUUUACAUUUGCUUAUCCCGGAGGAGUGGCAUUGGAAAAAUUACACUCAAUGAAUAAUAAUUCUUACGAAACAGUUCAUUUGGACACCUAUCCUUGUAUGACAGGCAUCACCCGCUUUCUGCAAAAGCCAAACUGGUAUUAUGAUAAAGAGGAAGAUUCUUCUCGUUUAAAUGACGACCUAUUUCAAACCCAGUUUGACUACAUUAUCACCGACACUCCGAAACUCUACGAAAGAAACUUUGAAGUUUUACAUACUGUUGGAGAAGAUCGAAAAAUUCCUAUAAUAUCUGUUCAGUCAAAGUUAGCCAAUUAUUCUUGGAACAUUCAAAAUUCCGCCUUUCCCGUAUACAUAUUAGCUCAGCAACGCACUAUGACGGAAAAAGUUUCCAUACAAGAUUAUAAUAAAUAUGUUGGUCAAUCUGUGGACAAUAUCAAAAACUGGCCAGAGGUGUAUCGAAUCCUCAAGCCCGGGAGCAUUAUGACUCGCGAUUAUCGUGAAGAGCGACUAAACUUUUUCAUAACGGAGGAUGGAAUUUUAGAUCAUAUAACCCGAGGUUAAAUUAAAAAGUUAUGAACAUAUUCAACAAGCUAUAACUGAUUCUAGCUACAUUUAUCAUACAACAUUUCACAAAACGGAGUUCAACUUGGUGCAUGAAAUUUUAUAUUACUGCGUUGUGUCAUCAUUACCAGCAAGCAUGAGAGUAUGAGUUUAUAUGAUAUGAAAAUAGUAUAUUGCGACGUAGAUUAAUUAUGUAUAGUAAUAAACCCAACUAGACAUAAAAAGGC
Molecule: messenger RNA, 1969 nt
Organism: Schizosaccharomyces octosporus yFS286
Lineage: Eukaryota; Fungi; Ascomycota; Schizosaccharomycetes; Schizosaccharomycetales; Schizosaccharomycetaceae
Exons: 3
Coding region: 75-1742 (555 amino acids)
Biological process (GO): protein N-linked glycosylation
Cellular component (GO): endoplasmic reticulum membrane
Molecular function (GO): alpha-1,6-mannosyltransferase activity
Source: RefSeq, a predicted model, not a curated record